GGUUACGGGACGCAGUGCGCAGGCGGUGUGGGGUUCUCCAGCUGCCGCGGCGGAUCCGUUGGUACCUUGUCUUCGCUCUGCUCAGGCUCGUUCCUGCUGCCGCCUUCCUUUCUCAGCAGCGCCUCGCCUCGCUCUUCCUGCGCCCUUCACUCUCCCUUCCCGGCGGGCUGGGGCUGCGUCUCUUUGUCGGCUUCCCCCUCAGCCUGGAGACUUUCAAUAUGAACAAUAUCGUCUGCACUGAGAGGCACCAGGUUAUGAUGCAUGAUUAUCACAGAAGAAAUUCAUGUCUAUAGCUCUUAAGGACUUUAUUACAUCAUCUUCAAGCCUGAUAGUUUUGGAAUCCAUAUUGCAGCCGCAAAACCCACGUCUGCCAUUGCAUUUCAACAAACAUCUUCCCUGUCAGAAGACACUGCAACUGAAGUUAAAAUUCUGUUUUAACACAGUGAUACCAUUGGACUAAUUUCAGAUCCCCCAGUUAAAAAUUGACAGUGAUAUAUUUGCCAGCCAGACCAACACCAAAAUGAUUCCUAAUGGGUAUCUGAUGUUCGAGGAUGAAAACUUCAUUGAGUCAUCUGUUGCCAAACUAAAUGCCUUACGUAAAAGCGGUCAGUUCUGCGAUGUCCGUCUCCAGGUAUGUGGCCAUGAGAUGUUGGCACACCGAGCCGUGUUAGCUUGCUGCAGCCCCUACCUGUUUGAAAUCUUCAACAGUGAUAGUGAUUCUCAUGGGAUCUCUCACGUGAAAUUUGAUGAUCUCAACCCAGAGGCUGUUGAAGUUCUGCUCAAUUAUGCCUAUACUGCUCAGUUAAAAGCUGAUAAAGAAUUGGUGAAGGAUGUGUACUCUGCAGCAAAGAAGCUGAAGAUGGAAAGAGUUAAGCAGGUCUGCGGUGACUAUUUGCUCUCCAAGAUGGACGUUCAGAGCUGCAUCUCUUACCGGAACUUUGCAAGUUGUAUGGGAGACUCGCGUUUGUUGAACAAGAUCGAUGGCUACAUCCAGGAACACCUUUUGCAGAUUUCAGAACAGGAAGAAUUUCUCAAACUUCCACGGCUAAAGCUUGAAGUCAUGCUGGAAGACAAUGUUGGCCUGCCCAGCAAUGGCAAAUUGUACACAAAGGUAAUCAACUGGGUCCAGCGCAGCAUCUGGGAAAACGGAGACAGCCUGGAAGAUCUCAUGGAAGAGGUUCAAACGCUGUACUACUCAGCUGAUCACAAGCUGCUUGAUGGAAAUCUGCUAGAUGGACAGGCUGAGGUGUAUGGCAGUGAUGAUGACCACAUUCAGUUUGUGCAGAAGAAGCCACCACGUGAGAAUGAUCACAGGCAGAUCAGUAGCAGCUCCUCUGGAAGCCUUUCUCCAAAUGCUACUGCUCAGAGUCCUAAACAUGACUGGAAAAUCAUUGCUUCAGAGAAGACAUCAAGUAACACCUACCUGUGUCUGGCUGUUCUGGAUGGUGUGCUGUGCGUGAUAUUCCUGCAUGGCCGCAACAGCCCCCAGAGCUCUCCCACGAGCACACCACGGCUGCUGAAGAGCCUGAGCUUUGAGCUCCAACCAGACGACAUCAUCGAGAAGCCCAUGUCUCCCAUGCAGUACGCUCGCUCCGGGCUCGGCACUGCUGAGCUCAAUGGCAAGCUCAUCGCUGCAGGUGGCUACAACAGAGAGGAGUGUUUGCGCACAGUGGAGUGCUAUGACCCGCAGAAGGACACCUGGACCUUCCUUGCACCAAUGAGAACACCAAGAGCUCGGUUCCAGAUGGCAGUUUUGAUGGGGCAGCUGUAUGUGGUGGGUGGGUCAAAUGGCCACUCAGAUGACCUGAGCUGUGGAGAGAUGUAUGAGCCGGAGAUAGACGACUGGACUCCUGUUCCGGAGCUGAGGACCAACCGCUGCAAUGCAGGAGUCUGUGCCCUGAACGGGAAGCUGUACAUUGUUGGUGGCUCAGAUCCUUAUGGCCAGAAGGGACUGAAGAACUGUGAUGUGUUUGAUCCUGUAACAAAGUCCUGGACGAGUUGUGCCCCCCUCAAUAUCCGGAGACACCAGUCUGCAGUGUGUGAGCUGGGGGGGUACCUCUACAUCAUUGGAGGAGCAGAAUCCUGGAAUUGCUUGAGCAGUGUGGAGCGCUACAACCCAGAGAACAACACCUGGACCCUGAUGGCACCUAUGAACGUGGCUCGUCGAGGAGCUGGGGUGGCAGUUCGUGACGGAAAACUCUUUGUGGGUGGUGGCUUCGAUGGCUCCCACGCAGUGAGCUGUGUGGAGAUGUAUGACCCUGCUCGCAACGAGUGGAAGAUGAUGGGAGGCAUGACCACCCCCAGGAGCAACGCUGGCAUCACCACGGUGGCAAACACUAUUUAUGCUGUUGGGGGCUUCGAUGGCAAUGAAUUCCUGAACACAGUUGAAGUCUACAAUCCAGAGUCCAAUGAGUGGAGCCCCUACACAAAAAUUCUCAAGUUCUAAGUGAAUUAAAUUGCCCUUUCAAACUAACAGGCUUAGUGAUGUAAUUGUGUUUUCAGUAGAGGUACAGAUGUGAAUAGGGGUGGGGAGAGGGCAGACAGGUUGCCAACAGCAACACAGAGCUUUUGCAUAUUGCAUAUUAAUGUGCUGUACAUAUUUGUUUUGGAGGGAAUACCGAGAUGAAGGGGGGCUGUGUAUUUUAGGACUUUGUGUUGGGGGGGUGGGGUGUUUUCUUUUUGUAAAAAGAUUGUUUUGAAGAGAAUGCAGGAGACACUAGACUAGGCAUAUCGGUUCUGGAGAUUCCCCCAGGGCUUCUUUGGGCACUUGGCACGUGGGCUUCUCCUGGAGGGUGUGCUGUUGGGGCAAGAAGCAUCAGGGUGAUGUGGGCUAGGUUUUUCAUCAGGCCUUGUUUUCCUUGGGUAACUGGAACAAUCUAACAAGAAGCCUUAUUUAAAUAGAGAAAAUGGCUAUUUUUUUUUAUUAAAAAAGCUGACAUGCCUGCCAAUACCUUAUCUUUUAUGAUUGCCUUUUUAUAACAGUUUUUAUAUACUCAGCAGAGUAUUUUAUCUGUCGAAAGCAGUAGGCAGCUGCUUAUGGAAGCAAAGAGUCAACUUUGGAGUUCAUAGAGACUGAGUGGACAACUGCUUGACCACUGUAGGUGAGCUUCUGGACUUUGGCCUCUGGUACAGUGUAGUCCCUUAGCAAGUGACAGCUGUGCUAGCACUGAAUGGAGUUCUGAACACAACCUAGCUGUGACUUUGCAGGCUGGGAGAAGGAUUUUUUGGCUCCAAAGCUCUUGAGGAAGAUGAAGAGGGUGCUUUCUGUACAGCAGUUUUGUUACUUGGGGUGAGCUAACCUUUGUAAAACACAGACUUCAGUGUGGGGCUUUUCUCAUGGUUUUUAAACUCUUUGCCAGCUGGCAGUGGAAGUGUAUUCAUUUGACUAGUAAUGUCUUCACCUUAUUUUUCUAAUACAAGCAGCUGGAAGUGUGGUAGAACACAAGUAACUCGAUCUCGUCUGUGCUCAUAGUUAUGUGUUUUAGUUCACUUGCUCUAUUCCUGCAGAUAAGAUGUUGGUUAGGAUGCUGUGGUGUCUAAUGUGUAGUGCUGCACAUCUAACUACUUGUGCCAAACCCAGCACUGACUGCUUAUUGCUGAUGCAAACACAUUAAAGGUACCUUGUGGGAAAUCCUUGCACCACAGGAUUGCUGUGA
Messenger RNA from Dryobates pubescens (Downy woodpecker), 3656 nucleotides. It is a transcript of the gene IVNS1ABP, whose product is annotated as influenza virus NS1A binding protein. The transcript has 15 exons. The coding region runs from base 521 to 2446 and encodes 641 amino acids. The record is from RefSeq and is a predicted model, not a curated record. Lineage: Eukaryota; Metazoa; Chordata; Aves; Piciformes; Picidae. Gene Ontology annotation, molecular function: protein binding.